Messenger RNA from Pygoscelis adeliae (Adelie penguin), 308 nucleotides. Its product is annotated as interferon-induced guanylate-binding protein 1-like. The annotation marks the transcript as partial. The transcript is spliced from 2 exons. Gene Ontology annotation, molecular function: GTP binding; GTPase activity. The record is from RefSeq and is a predicted model, not a curated record. Lineage: Eukaryota; Metazoa; Chordata; Aves; Sphenisciformes; Spheniscidae.
UCCACAUGCCGGAGCCUGUCUGCCUCAUUGAGAACACCCAGACGAAGGGGCUGGUGGUCCAGGAGCAGGCACUGCAGGUGCUGUCAGCGAUCACCCAGCCUGUGGUGGUGGUGGCCAUCACAGGGCCGUACCGCACUGGCAAGUCCUACCUCAUGAACAGGCUGGCUCGUCAGAGGAAAGGUUUCUCCCUGGGCUCCAGCGUGCAGUCCCACACCAAAGGUAUCUGGAUGUGGUGUGUAGCUCACCCCUGCCGGCCGGGACACACUCUGGUACUGCUGGACACUGAAGGGCUGGGCGACGUGGAGAAG